AUGAAAACCAAGCGUCGAAAGCGCGAGGAACCCCGUCCUAGAACGGAUCCACCCAAUCUUUCUAUGACUUAUGUCAAAGAUGAGAGCAUCACUAAUGAAUUCUCAGUUACUGUUGCUCGUGAUCAGAAAGUCAUUCGUUCACAACAAAACACUUCGGAUAAAUCGACGUGGAGUGAGACCAAGUCGAAGCGAGUGGAAGUGGAACCACGCCCUCGGAAGGAUCCACCUCAAGCAAUCUUGUUGAAUUGGAGUGACACCAAAACCGGAAGAGUCAAGGAAGAACCUCGUCCUCGGAAGGAUCCUCCACAUUCUGGUAUGAUGGUCAAUGACACAUGGAGACGUACGAUGGAGGAGCAUCGACCUCGUAAGGACCCUCCGAUGUCACGAAUUCAACAGUAUGGUGAUCAUGGAAACUUAGUCGGAUGUCGUCAUGUCGUGCCAUUUCAGUCUACAGUGAGGACUCUCGUCAGCUGUGGAUAG
This is a messenger RNA of Caenorhabditis remanei, 480 nucleotides long. RefSeq lists its product as uncharacterized. The record is from RefSeq and is a predicted model, not a curated record. The transcript has a single exon. Lineage: Eukaryota; Metazoa; Nematoda; Chromadorea; Rhabditida; Rhabditidae. The coding region runs from base 1 to 480 and encodes 159 amino acids.